Molecule: messenger RNA, 1014 nt
Organism: Papaver somniferum (opium poppy)
Lineage: Eukaryota; Viridiplantae; Streptophyta; Magnoliopsida; Ranunculales; Papaveraceae
Exons: 2
Coding region: 52-723 (223 amino acids)
Source: RefSeq, a predicted model, not a curated record
AUCCUCCAUUCUCUACCGGUACCAUUCCUUUUACCUUUUUUCUUCAAACCAAUGGCAAGUUUUGGUUCUGCAACAAAAGUAAUCUCUUUUUUGGCAAUAAUAUUAUUAUCUCUCACAAACUCCUCCAUUUCUGAAUCAACAUACCCAACUCCAACACCAUGGCCUCCUCAAUUCCACUCAAUUAUGAUAUAUAACACCAGUGGUACACUUCAAAUAAACAGUCUCUGGUAUGAUUAUCCCAAAGGAAGAAACUUCAAUAUUAUUCAAAGACAAUUGGGUGACCAUGUUUAUGACUUAGAAUGGAACAAUGGUACUUCAUUUAUUUACACUCUUGAUGCCAACAAGAAAUGCCAAACCUUGAAGUUUGAUGUGGGUAUUCUUACACCUGAUUUUCUUCAUGGUGCACAUUAUUUGGGACAACGAACAAUGGAUGGGUUUCUUUGUAAUGUCUGGGAGAAAGUUGAUUUCAUUUGGUAUUAUGAAGAUGUUGUCACUAAGAGACCUGUUCAUUGGACUUUCUACAAUGGAAUGGAAGGUCAUUUGAUGACAUUUGAGGUUGGAGCUGUGCUGGAAGAUGCAAAAUGGCAAGCACCUGUAUACUGUUUCGAGUCCGGUGAGCAAGCAGAUGAUAGCUCACAGCUUAACUCUAUAGUUGAUAAUAGUGGUCCAGCAGAGGAUCUUUUUAAAAGAAAAAUGUUGAUUCAGAGGUUGAAGGAAGUCUGAGAGGUAGAGUGAAGCUUCAAACAAGAGGGCAUAGUUCCUCCCUUUCUCCUUAAAUCGUUCUCAUGGAACUUGAUUUUAAGUUCCUUGCACUCGGCUGAAAAAUCAUACCAAAUACUAUUUGCCUUCUAGCUACUUUGUUUACAUUGGUGUAUGCCACUUAAAGCAGAGAAUUAAAAUGUUAGUGUUCCUUGAAUAAGUCGGAUGACUCGAGAAAGGUAAUUUCUUUGACAGGCUUAAGAUGACAUUCUCUAUAUCAGUAUUCACCCUUGAUAGCUGGUGCAUUUUCUGCUA